Messenger RNA from Staurois parvus, 1266 nucleotides. The record is from the annotation of a GenBank genome assembly. NCBI's taxonomy places the organism in Eukaryota, Metazoa, Chordata, Amphibia, Anura, Ranidae.
UUUAAAACUACCCAUGCUCCCCCUGGAGAUACUCUCGUGCACUCAGGAGAUGUGCUUACUGCGUUGUACUUUCUGUCAAGAGGUUCUAUUGAAAUCCUUAAAGACGAUAUUGUUGUUGCAAUAUUAGGUAAAAAUGAUAUUUUUGGAGAGAUGGUUCACCUGUAUGCUAAGCCUGGGAAGUCCAAUGCUGAUGUUCGAGCUCUGACCUACUGUGAUCUUCAUAAAAUUCAGCGAGAGGACCUACUGGAAGUUUUGGACAUGUAUCCGGAAUUCUCAGAUCAGUUUCUCACAAAUCUAGAGCUGACUUUUAAUUUAAGAGAUGAAAGCACAAAGGCUGAGCUGCUAAGAGCACAUGUGGAUUCUGACUUUGAUGGAGAGAACUGCAAAUUAAGAAGAAGGAGAUUAUCUUUUAAAGAAAAAUCAGAUGAAGAUUGCAGCAAAGACAACAGCCAGGAUGGUUCAGAAAAUUCUCUGGAUGAUCUCAGACAUUGUGUCUACAACAAAACAAAUGCAGACAAAAAGAGAAGUGGGUUGUCAUCGCUGGUCUCCUCCAUUAAUGAACAGAAGCCACUGUUUACUGAAAUUGGGGGUUACAGCUCUGUUUUCACCAAGCCUUCUGUCCCCCAGUUUGAAGAAGCUGUGUGUCCUGACAAGUUAACAAUCACCAAAAGAAGCUUAUCCUAUCGAGAUAUAGCAAGUCCGAGGAGCUGGGAGAGAGAAGGUCAUGGGCUACAUGAGAGUACAACCCAUCACACAACAUUGAACAAUGUGACCUGGGGAAUGGGAGAAGCCGACAAUGAUCUGACUUACAGUGAGGUGGAGCACAGACUUGACCUUAUUCAGGAGCAGAUGAACAGGUUAGAAUCACAGAUGACUGCCGAUAUCCAAAGCAUCCUCCAGCUCCUGCAGAGACAGGCUUCGGUGGUGCCACCGGCAUACAGCAUGGUAACAGCCAGCUCAGACUACCAGAGACCAACUGUUAGACGAGUACAGAGUGUACAUUCUGGGGCAUCCAUCAAAACUGACCGCAGCUUCACUCCAUCAUCACAGAGUCCGGAAUUUGUAGACUUUGAAAAGUCCAGACCCAAAUCCAAAGAAUCCCUCUCCAGCGGAGUUCAUCUCAACACGGCGUCUGAGGACAACUUGACGUCACUUCUAGAUCAUGACUGCGACUCUCCAAUUGAGCUACAGGCUAGGCAUUGUCCAUCAUAUCUUAACCCAGUGAGGCACACUUCGCUGCCAGAUUCUUCCAUACACAACAGAGGG